GCAAACAGAACUAUGCCAAAGAGAUAAGCAGUUCUCAAACGUUAGCACAUCAGGAUUACCUGGAGGGCUUGUGAAAGCACAGUUUGCUGGGGGCCCAGACUUUGCAGUUCUUACAGGUUCCCAGGUGCUGCUGAUGGUGCCGGUUUAGGGGCCGCACUUGGAGGAACCACCGCGUCGUAGUAUACCAGUGCGUGUUUUAUUGGGGGCUGCGUAUGGGCACUUAGAUAUGUGAGUACUCUAACUCUCCUGCCUAGACAGCAUAUUCUUCAUUACAUUUUGAUCACGUUCACAGUAAAGUGAGCUUGUUUUCUCUCUGCUCAUCUCAGAGACAAUCCAGACAUCUUGAGUUGUAGAGGGAGACACAGGUUUAAAAGUUUGUAUCAGAUCGUUACACCGUUAGGUAUAAUGCUUCAGUUAGAGUGUUAUUCGUAUGUGGCAGUCUAGCGCAAGAUCAAAAAGAUUCUUAAGCUAGACUACACGGUUUCUUUGAAAAAAUAAUAUUGUUACCCUUCGUUAGACAAGCACAUUGUAAUGGCAGAUCUUUGCAGUAUGUGCCAGACAUAGUGAUAAGCGCUUUCUAUGCCGUAUCUCAUUGAAUCUUUACAAACUCGGAGGAAAUUUGCGCCUAAUUGUCUCGCAAAAUGGGUAUUGGAGCCCUGAGGGGCUAAAUAACUUGUUCUAAUUUAUGAACCUGGGGAUCCAACUUAGGUCUGCCUGAUCCCUUCGCCCAUAUAUGUAGUCAUGACCCUGUACAGAAUCCUCCAUAGAGUGUGUUCUUCCACGGACAAAGCAUUUUAUACAGACGGCAUCACUGGCUCUGGGAACUUACAUUCUCAGGCAGAAGACAGCGAAGAAGUACCGCUGUGCUCUCCUCUCACGGUCCCGUGAGCCCUGUGUCACACAGCAGCUCCUGCGGCUGGUCCUGUGAGCCCUGUGUCACACAGCAGCUCCUGCAGCUGUUACAGUUUACCUGGCGGUCCCCUUGGCGCCAUUUAUAUACAAGGGCCUGUGCUCUGAAGAAGGAUCAGGUUGACGACUGGAGAAUGGACAAAGUUAACUAGCUCGUGCGUGAUUAGCUUCAUUAAUAACUUGCUUUAAUCCAGGAGUUCUUAACAUACCCCAGUGAGUCUGUGAAUUGUAAAAUUAUAUUCAGAAUUUUGUCUGAAGUCGUGCAGUUUUCUGGUGCGUCUCUGACUUCACUUACCAUUGACCACAGGAAUGCAGGGAACACGCUGUACCUUCUAGUAGCUGCGGGUUUCAGACACUGAAGAAAAGCGUACGUUGGUGCUGACUAGUGAACAGCGCUAAGAGGUGUCUUUCUUCUAGGAGAUGCAAGAGAAGCUCCGGAAUUUUGCGCAGCUUCCCGCUCACCGCGUCACGGACUCCUGCGUGGUGGCGCUUCUCUCCCACGGUGUGGAGGGCGGCGUCUAUGGCGUGGACGGCACGCUGCUUCAGCUACAAGAGGUUUUUCGGCUCUUUGACAAUGCCAACUGCCCGAGCCUGCAGAACAAACCGAAAAUGUUCUUCAUCCAGGCCUGCCGCGGAGAUGAAACAGACCGUGGGGUCGACCAGCAAGACGGGAAGAACCACGAGAGACCCCCCGAGUGCGAGGAGAGCGACGCCAGUGAAGAGGAGGGGCUGAAGAUGCGACUGCCCACUCGCUCGGACAUGAUCUGUGGCUACGCCUGCCUCAGAGGGACCGCUGCCAUGCGCAACACCAAGCGGGGCUCCUGGUACGUGGAGGCCCUCACUCAGGUGUUCUCUGAGAGGGCCUGUGACAAGCAUGUGGCUGACAUGCUCGUGGAGGUGAACGCGCUCAUCAAGGAGCGUGAAGGCUACGCCCCGGGCACGGAGUUCCACCGAUGCAAGGAGAUGUCCGAGUACUGUAGCACUCUGUGCCGUCACCUCUAUCUCUUCCCGGGACACCCUCCCACGUGAGGCCGCCUCCCGUCACCCGUGCCACGUGGAGGCCGCUGGACCACAGGAGGCGUGAUGGAGCCUCCUCUCUCCAGGACACACGGUUUCUGUCCCUCCCCCUCAGGGAUUGGGAAUAUCCCAGACUCAUUUCACACGCCCAUUGUCUCCACCUUUGACCUGGGACUACAGGCCGCCUCCUCCCAUGGGAGGCUCUCUCCCUGUGGAACCAGCUCCGGCUGGUCUUGUUGCCAGGAGCGUUUGGCCUCAGUUGAGGGACCUGGCAAGUGAUGUUAUGAACAUAGUGUCUCGAUGGGGAGAGGGCAUGUGCUGCGUUUCCUCGAUGUUUGUGUUCAGUGUCUGCCCCCAGGGCUCUGGUAGGAGGCGUUUGGUGAUGGCUUUUAUUGCUUUAGUUGAGGUGUCUCAGAGGUCAUCUCCUAUCUUUUCUGUCACUUCCCAGCCCCGUUUGUCUCAGAGUGAGAGUUUGGAAGGUGUCCUCGUUUAACAUAGACCUUUUUCAUUUGGUUUCAGAAGGCCAAGCAGGACAGGAGUCACUCUCUGCUGCUGUGGGUGGGCCCUUACCUGUGCAUUCAUUCCCUUCAGUUCCAGAAUGUCACCCCCUGGAAGGACUGCCUUCUCAACUCCACUCUUGGCUCCUUGGGGCUCAGGGAAUCCAGCGUUCGGCAGAGGUUAGGGUUUGGAUGCCUUGUAUCUGUUACUUGUUGAUCUUUGCCCAUGGAAGUUUCAAAGAUCUUUAAAUUGGUGGUUCUCUCUCUGAGCUUUGUACCUGAAAUGAGCCUUGCGGCGAGUGUCAGCAGAGGCAGAUAAGAGUGGCAUGCUUGCUCAUACUUUGUAAUCUGUCACCUUAUCCUCGUUUUUCUUCCUAUGAAGUGUCCCCUC
Messenger RNA from Physeter macrocephalus (sperm whale), 2814 nucleotides. RefSeq names its product caspase-2. Gene Ontology annotation, biological process: proteolysis. The record is from RefSeq and is a predicted model, not a curated record. Gene Ontology annotation, molecular function: cysteine-type endopeptidase activity. The transcript has 5 exons. Lineage: Eukaryota; Metazoa; Chordata; Mammalia; Artiodactyla; Physeteridae. Bases 1330 to 1938 code for a protein of 202 amino acids.